This is a messenger RNA of Camellia sinensis, 1885 nucleotides long. NCBI's taxonomy places the organism in Eukaryota, Viridiplantae, Streptophyta, Magnoliopsida, Ericales, Theaceae. The record is from RefSeq and is a predicted model, not a curated record.
GGCCCAUCUCUCUCUCUCUCAACAAAAAUGGCAAGCAACAAUCUUGCUGUGCUUAAUGCUCUAGACACUGCCCGUACACAAUGGUACCAUGUUACUGCCAUUGUCAUAGCUGGCAUGGGUUUUUUCACUGAUGCUUAUGAUCUUUUCUGCAUUGCCACUAUCUCCAAGCUCUUGGGCCGCCUUUAUUACUACGAUCCUAGAAACGUUGGCAAGCCGGGAAAGCUCCCUGUAGGCAUCAACAACUUUGUUAUCGGAGUUGCCUUAGUUGGAACCCUCACUGGUCAGUUAGUAUUCGGCUGGCUCGGUGACAAACUAGGCCGAAAGAAAGUUUAUGGUGUCACUCUCAUUCUCAUGGUCAUCUGUGCCAUAUGUUCUGGCCUAUCUUUCGGUUCUAAUCCAAAAUCAGUCAUGUUAACCCUUUGUUUCUUUAGGUUCUGGCUAGGGUUCGGCAUUGGCGGUGAUUAUCCCUUGUCUGCCACCAUCAUGUCUGAAUAUGCCAACAAGCAAACCCGAGGGGCAUUUAUUGCUGCAGUUUUUGCCAUGCAAGGUGUUGGGAUUAUUUUCGCCGGGCUGGUUUCCAUGACUCUUUCCGCAGUCUUCCUCUGGAAGUUUGAAGGGCCAGCAUUCCAUAUUGACCCAGUCACCUCCACUGAACCCGAGGCCGAUUUCAUGUGGCGGAUCGUGUUGAUGCUCGGAGCUCUCCCAGCGAUCUUGACUUACUAUUGGCGGAUGAAGAUGCCCGAAACAGGCCGGUACACUGCCCUCAUUGAAGGAAAUGCAAAACAAGCCGCAGCCGACAUGGGUAAGGUUCUUGAAAUCGAAAUCCAGGACGAGCAGGACAAGGUGGCUCAGUUUAAGGCUAACAAUGACUACUCAUUAUGGUCUAGAGAGUUCUUUGACCGACAUGGGCGUCAUUUAAUAGGUACUGCGACCACAUGGUUCUUGUUAGACAUAGCUUUCUAUAGCCAAAACCUAGCUCAGAAAGACAUAUUUCCAACCAUGGGUCUCACAAACAAAGCUACCAAUGUCAGUGCUCUUAGAGAAGUUUUCGAAACUUCAAAGGCCAUGUUCAUAAUAGCCUUGUUUGGGACAUUCCCUGGUUACUGGUUCACAGUGGUUUUCAUUGAAAGCAUUGGCCGAUACUACAUCCAACUAGUCGGCUUCUUCAUGAUGUCCGUCUUCAUGCUUAUUCUGGGUCUCAAAUACGAUUUCCUCAACACCACGGAACACAAAUGGUACUUUGCGGUUCUCUAUGGACUGACCUUUUUCUUUGCGAAUUUUGGUCCCAACAGUACGACUUUCGUGCUUCCAGCAGAACUGUUCCCGACUCGCCUGAGAUCCACGUGUCAUGCCAUAAGUGCAGCCUCAGGGAAGGCCGGUGCAAUGGUCGGUGCAUUCGGGGUGCAAAGUUAUACAUUGAGUGGUAACAGAUCGAAGAUUAAGGCAGCAAUGAUAUUUUUGGCAUUUACAAACAUGCUUGGAUUUUGUUGUACAUUUUUGGUGACGGAGACGAAGGGGCGAUCAUUAGAGGAAAUAUCAGGUGAGGAUGGAGGGCAGGGCGGGAAUGAAACCCAGAUGACAGGAAGAUCAUUCGCGACGGCUCGACAGGAAGAUAUGUGGGAGGGAAACAAUUAAUGACCCUUCUGUUUGCUUGGCUUAUGAAGAAAAAAUUAUAUCGACAAGCCAAGCACAUGGGAUUAAUAGAAGAAACUAAACUAGUAAUUAAGAAAAGGGGGAAUAGUAAUAAAAUGGGCGAAAAGAUACUGAUUUUUUUGCCUGAUAGGAUUAAGGUUGGUGUUUUGUGUUGUGCUUUAUGGUAUAUGCCUUCCUCCAAACAAAUAAGAAGUGCUGAUGUUGUGAUCAUCAUUUGCACAAUUCUGGUCAA